CGGGCAAGCCCAUGAAGGACCGGGUGCCACGCUGCCCCCAACUCGCAGUUCCAGAAUCGUCUUCCGUUUCGUCGGCGACCCAUGAAGGACCCCUUCGAGGCGGCCGUUGAGGAGCAGGAGUCCCCGCCGGAUUCGCCGGCGCCGCCCGAGGAGGACACUGCCACAGCGGUCCCCCACACAACCGCCGAGGACUAUGACGGCAGCGCGGGUGCCGGUGGUUCGCGCGCCCCGCCGCCGCGGCCGCGGCCUUCGGCGCCAGCCGCGCCCUCGACCUCCGUCGCCCCGGCGGCGGCGAAGGCCAAGGUUCGGGCCCAUAAGGAGCAGGACGACGACGACGACGAGGAAGACCCCAUGGAGGUCGACCUCGACAAGCUGCCCUCCGGCACCAGCGAUCCCGACAAGCUCGCCAAGAUGAAUGCUUUGUUAUCCCAAUUUACAGAAGACCAGAUGAACAGGUAUGAGUCAUUUCGGAGAUCUGGAUUUCAGAAAUCUAACAUGAAAAAGCUAUUGGCGAGUAUCACUGGCAGUCAAAAGAUAUCUAUGCCAACCACCAUUGUAGUAUCAGGAAUAGCAAAGAUGUUUGUCGGCGAGGUCAUUGAAACAGCAAGAAUAGUUAUGAGUGAAAGGAAAGAUUCUGGACCCAUCAGGCCUUGCCACAUCAGAGAAGCAUACAGAAGAUUGAAGCUUGAAGGGAAGAUCCCAAAGCGAUCCGUUCCUAGACUCUUCCGCUAGAGUCGAAGCAUCGUUGUUGAUGUAAGUCAGGCGUCGCAUGAUUCUCUCUCGGAGUCAAAAGGUUAUGGUAACUGUAAUGGAACCUCGGCUUUGCAAUCUCCAUGCGUUCCCACACUUCUACUUGCCAUCACACAGGAAGGUGAUUGUAGAGAGAACGAAGAAAAAUAGUAGCCGCAGCGUGAUGGUAUUUUAUGGUGCUCGUUACUCGUUGGAAGUUGUGACUGUUUCAUGCUUA
Messenger RNA from Triticum urartu, 967 nucleotides. RefSeq names its product TBP-associated factor 11 (gene TAF11). The record is from RefSeq and is a predicted model, not a curated record. Lineage: Eukaryota; Viridiplantae; Streptophyta; Magnoliopsida; Poales; Poaceae. Gene Ontology annotation, biological process: RNA polymerase II preinitiation complex assembly; transcription initiation at RNA polymerase II promoter. Gene Ontology annotation, cellular component: nucleus; transcription factor TFIID complex. Gene Ontology annotation, molecular function: RNA polymerase II general transcription initiation factor activity; protein heterodimerization activity.